Messenger RNA from Tachysurus fulvidraco (yellow catfish), 4068 nucleotides. RefSeq names its product CDC42 effector protein (Rho GTPase binding) 2 (gene cdc42ep2). Bases 441 to 1106 code for a protein of 221 amino acids. NCBI's taxonomy places the organism in Eukaryota, Metazoa, Chordata, Actinopteri, Siluriformes, Bagridae. The transcript has 2 exons. The record is from RefSeq and is a predicted model, not a curated record.
CAUCAGCACAUAACGCGCGCGCGGCCGUACAUACGUAUCCGCUUCUGGGCUUUUAUUUUCCGCACAGUGAGGAGGAGGAAAUGUUACCGGAGUCCCGGUCAUAGGCGCUGCAGCAGGCAGACACGAGGAGUACCGCGCGUACCGGUGUACAGGAUACUCAUCUGUCCUAUAGAAUAAAACCUGAAUAACCCGGACUGAGCAAGGCAGAAUGGAGUGACCGACACGAGAUGGACAUCUGGAAUUUGGUCUCAUAACCAUCCCUUAUUGAGGAAUUUUAGUGGGAAUCCUUGCCUUGAAGGCCUGGAGCUCCUUGUAUCUGGGUCUGCACUGCUGCUGCUUCCUCGUUUUACCUCAUCACGCCUUGCCUCGGCCUUCUUUCUCUUUCCACGCUGCUGUGCGAGCUCUCACUCUGUUGUUCCGGGGGACACUCAGUGGUCACCAUGUCCUCCAAAGCUCCCAUCUACCUGAAGCGCAGGAGCCGCAAAGGCAAGAAGGAGAAGCUGCGAGACCUUCUUUCGUCUGACAUGAUCAGCCCUCCGUUGGGUGACUUUCGCCACACCAUUCACAUAGGGAGCGGCUCUGGCGGUGACAACCUCUUUGGCGACCUUUCCUUCCUCCAAGGCAAGUUUCACCUGUUACCCGGGCAACAAGGUCAGCAAGGCGCAAUCCAGUGGAGCUGCCCUGCCACCGAGACCUCGCCGCUGCUCAAGAAUGCUCUCUCGCUCCCUGUUAUUGGAGGAGUCCAGGCGCUCACGCUUCCAUCCUCGGUGCCUGUUGCAUCGCAGCCUCUUGCCCCUGCCAUGGCUCCACCCCCAAAACCUCCCAGACUGCACCUGGAGUCACCUCACACGUCACUCCCUGGCUCCCCGAAGCGGUCGCCUGAUCACAAACAGCCUUGCAUAGGAAAAGAUGAAAAAGGGGAGGAAAAGCCAGUCAAGAAAGACGACGAGUCAACGUAUCUGUCUCACGCUGGCUCCCUGCUCUCGCUCCACUUGGACCUGGGGCCAUCCAUUCUAGAGGACGUCCUACAGAUCAUGGACACCCAGAGAAUGGGAGGUAUCAGCGGAGGAUUCGUGCCAAGUGGACGACAAGAGGUCUACACCUAAGACAGACCUUCUUUAACAAUAUAUCUUGUUCCCUCUUUUUAUUGCCGUGAGUGCUGGAUCGAACAGUAACUUUUCUGUUUGUCCUUGAAAUUGUUCUCUUUCACACAGGGAGUGUUCAAGGCUGCAGAGAAAUUGUUUAAAAAAAAACAAAACUGACACCUUUUAUGACUUCCUGGUCUUCCUUCUCACUUUCCUGAGCCACUGAUUAAAUAUUAAUCCAUCUUUCAGCCCGGACUGCAGCUCCUGACGUAGCGUGUUUGUCUGGAGCGGGUUUUUGUUCGUCGAGGGAUUAAAUUUUCAGGAGAAGAAAAACGAUCUCUUGCUCAGCACUGAGAAUGACAUCACCUUUCUCCUCGGUGGUGUUUCCAAUUAUUGAACAAAUACACUUUUUUUUUUUUGGUUUUGCUUUAAUAGAGGAGCUCACGUUAUGUCCAAGAACUACGAAUAAGGAAAGGUAUCUUUGUUUAAAGAGCAAGAAAAAAAGCCUGAGUAUGUCUUCCAUCUCGGUGGAGUUGUGAAAAGACUUGGAACGUUGCACCUUUUGGCUGUACUGGAUGUUUCUGCACUCCCUCAGGCUGGGACAGUUGAUCCCUGUUUUCAGUUGGAUCCUUUUUUAGAUGGAGGUGUGAGGAUCAGUUUAUCACAGAAACCACAGCUCGGGUUCACUUUUUUUUAUACCCGGCCCCAGGAGACGUUUUUUACUUUAGCGUAUUCGGGCAUUAAGAGAUGAAUUCCACAGAGUUUUUUUUUUUAAACGUCGGCUUGAUGAGAAGUAAUUAAGGUCCUGCAGCGGAAGGUUCUAGACUCUUUACACUAUUAAAAAAAAGUGGGAAAAAAAGUUCUCCAGGAAAACAUUCGUAUCCUGUGUUUUGCUCUCGUGUGGAAAAAGGAAGAAAGCGAUCUAAAACGAAACUGUAAAUGACGACAGACGUGACCGGUCGUUCAGUUAGGACUAAAGGACGUGGAGAAAUAAUGCAGACUUCUGAAACUUAAAAAAAAAAGUGAAAAAUGAUGCAAUAAAUUCUGUUUUCUACUGUAAGUCAUGAGUCUUUCAGCACGUGUCAUCUCUGAAAUCGGAUCUUCACACCUGAAAGCUCCGGGUUACAUAACUUUGUUCUCUGAAAAGGUCUUUAACGGCUUAGUCGUUAGCGGUAGGUGUGGUCGGGUCGUUCGGUUGGAAGGUCCAGAGGUCGUUAGUUGUACUUUAGUGUUCAUAAAUAAAUAAAUUAAUAAAUAAAAAUCUCUGGACGGUUUUUUUUUUUGCACACCCUGACACUUAAUAAAUGAUAAAAAGUACAUUGGGACAUAUCACAGCUUAAUCGUAUAGGGGCGGGGCUUGACCUCUGUGGGCGUCGCUCAGGGUCAAGAUAUCUAUGAGGUAGCUUUAGGACAAGGCUGUGAGGGAUAGAUAAGUCUGCGGUUAGGGCGUUUUAAAAUUAUUAGUAAGUGCUAUGAUGGUUUUGUCAAAGCAAGGGUAAUUGUAGCGUCACUAGUGACCUUGUUAGCGACCGUCCAUUCCAGAAAUUUCCUCAGAGGGGUCUGAAUGUAAAUACGGCAAAGGUCGGGAGAGAUAAAAGGCGUUUAGACAGCAGAUUAGAAAUGCGUGCGCACCACAGUGACCACCACGUGGAGACGGAAGCAUCCUUCUGAGACCGUCAGUGCGCAUCAUUUGGAUGCUGGUUCGUGUCAUUUACGUUCACAUUUAACCCGAAGCUAACAGCCGAAGGUGAAACACAGAAACAAAUGAGAUGCCAGUAAACAUGUUCUCGGUAACGCCAUCAAUCAUUUAGGUUCAUUUGGUUGUGUUUUAAUAUAUUUGCUGAAUCAACUAACUACAAAUCCAACGAAUACUGCAAAAAAUCUGUGGAAUUCCUCUUUAAGGCUUUAGCGCGUGUAAGAGACAGGGUGAAGAGCGAGGUCAUGUGACACCUGAUGUACUUUAAGUCAACAGACAGUAGAUCAUUACUAUAUUAACCCAGGCACGGUUGAAAUCUUUAAAGGAGCUACGUUAAAGGAUGUUCCGGCUCACAGCCUCACUGCUAUAACUUCCUGCUACGUGACGAACACUAGACUGUUAGCAAUAACAGAUAAUAGCAACAUAUUAUUAUUAUUAUUAUUAUUAUUAUUAUUAUUAGUGCUACAUCUUGUCAAGAGGGCCUCGGGGCCUCGUUAGUCAUGGUGACAUUACACCGAAGAUUUCCAGCGCUCUCUUCAUCUUCUCGCGAUUAAGCUCAGCGAGACUGUCCUGUACUCGUCCACAGACUGGACUAUUAUGGGAUAGGAGAUGCAGAGAGGCCAUUUUUAGUCACGCACAAACACUUUUCUCUUCGUGAUUAGAUGUUCGGAAGUAAAGGACACAUCGUGAGGCAAGCUAGCAUGAUAGCAGCUGCUGUGUGAGUGUGUGUAUGUGUGUGUGUGUGUGUGUGUGUGUGUGUGUGUGUGUGUGUGUUUGUGUAUGUGUGUGCGAGUGUGUGUGUGAGUGAGAGAGAGACAGUAACUAUGGUUGUGUUGUCAUAAAUCCACAGAGGCCUUGAGGAGUGAAGCAUCACGGAAGGGAGGAAAGGAGAGUCGGCAGCUUGUGUGUUCCUUUUUUCGCUUUCUGUGAAAAAAUCCUGACAAUGUGCCUUCUCUCUCUCUCUCUCUCUCUCUCUCUCUCUCUCUCUCUCUCUCUCUCUCUCUCUCUCUCUCUGUAAAUUGUAAUGUCAUUUAUUUAUUGUCAGAUUUAUAAAAUUGAAAAAUGACUCGCCUAAAGCUUAAUCUGUAGCCUCGCUACCGAUUGUACAGAAACCUCUCUCUCUCUCUCUCUCUCUCUCUCUCUCUCUCUCUCUCUCUCUCUCUCUCUCUCUCUCUCUUUCUCUCUUUCUCUCAGUUCAUGUGAAGAGGUGAUUUGUGCAUCUGAUUGAAUAAUGAAAAUUCUAUAGUUAGAUCUUGUUAUAAAAUAAUAUCAAUAAAUAUUUCAUAU